AUGGCGGACGAGGGUGCGGGGAUCCUGGAAACCGCCGCGCGCCUGCCGCCGGGCCCCCCACAGGAGGGGGCCUUGGGCCCGGCCCCGGCGUCUAGGGCCCGAGAAGCCCGGCAAUGCGAGCACCCAAGCCCCGCCGGCUCCGCGACCACCCCGCCAGGCCCUGAGCACUGGGAGGCGGCCUCAGCGAUAACUGAUCGCAGCCUGGAAAACGGCCUUGUCAGGGGCGACGCCCCAGAAACCUGUGGCGCAGAGGGGUGGGGGCCUCGGGCUGAAGAUGGCGGGAAGGCCGAGGAAGUGACGAUUGAGGAGGGCGCCAUCUUCUUGGAGGAGGCGGAUUCGGAGGUACAAAAGCAGCAGGUGGGCGAGGAGAUGGAGGUGGCAGAGAAGCUGGUCGGGGAGGAAAAGCUGGAGGUGAGAGCAGAGGCGCAGGAAAGACCGGGGCCCCUAAACCUUGAUGGCCCAGUUGUGGACCCACUGGAGGCCAUCCAGUGGGAGCUGGAGGCUGUGAGUGCCCAGGCCGACUGGGCCUACCUGCAGCUGGAGCGGAGGUUUGGGCGCAUGCGCCGGUUGCACCUAGCCCGUAGGAGCUUCAUCAUCCAGAAUAUUCCUGGCUUCUGGGUCACCGCCUUCCUGAACCACCCGCAGCUGUCAGCCAUGAUCAGCCUCCGAGAUGAAGACAUGCUCUGCUACCUGAUGAACUUGGAGGUGAGGGAGCUCAGGCAUGCCAGGACAGGCUGCAAGUUCAAGUUCCGCUUUUGGAGCAACCCCUACUUCCGGAACAAGGUGAUCGUGAAGGAGUAUGAAUGCAGAUCCUCAGGCCGGGUAGUGUCAAUUGCAACUCGCAUCCGAUGGCACCGGGGCCAGGAACCUCCUGCUCUGGUACACAGGAACCGGGAGACUGUCCACAGCUUCUUCAGCUGGUUCUCUCAGCACAGCCUUCCAGAGGCUGACAGGGUUGCUCAGAUUAUUAAAGAGGACCUGUGGCCCAACCCCCUGCAAUACUAUCUGCUGGGGGAUAGGCUCCACAGAGCCAGGCGAGGCCUAGCAAGGUGGCCCACAGAGACCCCUCCUAGGCCCUAUGGGUUCCAGUCUGGCUAAGUCCUGCCCCAGGACCUGGCCCCUACAUACAUAAGGCUUCCUUCUGCCUCCUGUGGACCUCUGCUUAGUCCAACAGUGACACUCUGCCAUCUGUGUUCUCCUCCAUGCACUCUGACCUCUGGACAUUCAGUGGACUCAGCUCUAAGACUGUGGCCUUCAUGCAUCAUGGUCCUCACAUGCCACAGUGUCUAUCCAAAGCACCCAAUGCUGUAGAUGUGUACUGCCAUCAUCUUCAUGGCCUAUCCUUUGAUCAUGGCCUUCCCACCCAUUUCUGAGAUGGGCACCCACAAGUCAUCACUAGGAGGAGCAGUACCUCUUCAAGGCCACAACAUGCUCAGCUUCAUCUUUAUGCUGGCCCUGCACAUUGGCUGUUGCAAGCUAAGUCUUAUUACCCACAAUGAACUGGGUACAUUGUGCUGGCUGUACCACCCUUGGACAUCCUAGGGCUUCAGAGCUUCAGGAUCACAGGCCAGGCUACCCCAGACUGUUGGAUUGUUGAGCAUCUGGCAGAAUGUUGGGCAUGGGUGAGGUCAAGGACAUGAAGCAGUGGUCAAUACAUUCUUUGUGAUCACACUCCUCUUACCUGUAUUAGCCUGCUUAUGAAGUUCUGUGCUGUACCUUACCAGUGUCUGGCCAUCACCCAUCUCAUGAGUUUUGCCCAGGUUGCCACUAACCAUUUUGCCUGCUCCCAGGUCUAUAAGGACCUCAAGAACUGCCUGUGGACCCAGGUGGGCUCCCUGCAAAUGCACAGGAGAUUCUCCUAACCCCCAGGAACUUUGCUAUGUUGGCAUAUCUGAGCACGUGCUCAAGGCAGGGCCAAUGACUGGGUCUCUUCCAGAAGCCUACCUUCCUGAGCCCCAGUCACUGAACUCCCACAGAAUCCAGCUUCCCCUGCCUCUACUUGUUUUUAGGCUGCCAGGUUGGGGAUCCUGGGGAUGUUUCUGGUCAUGGGGCCUGUACCUGCCCAGAGCUCACAUCUUUUUAUAUACUUUAAAGUGACAGCUCAGAAACAAACUGAAGAAGCAAGGUUUCUUUAUAAACAGCUGAGGAGACAGUCUUUCUUGUUUAAUUUGCUUCUCUUUGAUUGUCUCCAGAGAGGGAGGAUUGGCUCAUAAACUGCUAGUGCUCUCUUUGUCCCUCUUCCUCAAGGUCUAGAAUCUUCAAAGGGGAACAGUGCGGCUGAACAGAGACACGGAGGUCUGGGCCCUUGGAGGUAGGGAUGGUUCAUUGUUUUGUUUAUGCUGUGUUCUUUUAGUUUUUAAAUUUUUUUUUAAUCCUCA
Molecule: messenger RNA, 2378 nt
Organism: Molossus molossus (Pallas's mastiff bat)
Lineage: Eukaryota; Metazoa; Chordata; Mammalia; Chiroptera; Molossidae
Product: putative testis-specific Y-encoded-like protein 3
Exons: 1
Coding region: 1-1098 (365 amino acids)
Biological process (GO): nucleosome assembly
Cellular component (GO): nucleus; chromatin
Molecular function (GO): chromatin binding; histone binding
Source: RefSeq, a predicted model, not a curated record